GCCUCGGCUCCCGGCCGGCCCGCGCGCUCUCCCGACCGCCGGGGCCAUCUGCAGCCUCCCGCCGCUGCCGCCGCACGGUCGGCGGCGCCGCUGCUCGUCUUCCAGGAUAUAGAUUGCUCUACUUGAGACUGAGCAGUGUUCACAGUUCUUAGAGGACCUGUGUUCCCCUCUCAUUGGCCUGCUCCUCGGCAGGGAAUGGACUGUGUCUGGAGGUGUUUUGGACACCCUCAAUAUUUGCCUCAUCUUUUCUAGUCAAACCUGAUUCAUGAAAUGGACUAAAGCUGAAAAAUCAUCUGCUUCUUUGUCUGUGAAUUUGAGACACGAUUGGGAUGGUCUUCAGUGCAUACAACUAGACUCAAACUGCAGCUAUGAGUUCAGAUGAGAAGGGCAUAUCCCCUGCUCAUAAAACAUCCACCCCCACCCAUAGAAGUGCCUCCUCUUCGGCAUCCUCUCAAAGGGACAGUAGGCAGAGUAUCCACAUACUGGAGAGGACUUCUUCCUCUAGCACUGAACCCUCUGUAAGUCGGCAGCUGCUGGAACCGGAGCCGGUCCCCCUCUCCAAGGAAGCUGACAGCUGGGAAAUUAUAGAAGGGCUGAAAAUAGGCCAAACCAAUGUCCAGAGACCAGACAAACAUGAAGGCUUUAUGCUAAAGAAGAGAAAAUGGCCUUUAAAGGGCUGGCACAAGCGUUUUUUUGUCCUGGAUAACGGAAUGUUAAAGUAUUCAAAGGCACCACUUGAUAUUCAAAAAGGGAAGGUCCACGGAAGCAUCGAUGUCGGACUCUCUGUCAUGUCAAUUAAAAAGAAAGCUCGGAGAAUAGACCUUGACACAGAAGAACACAUCUAUCAUUUGAAGGUGAAAUCCCAGGACUGGUUUGAUGCAUGGGUCUCCAAACUGCGCCAUCAUCGAUUGUAUCGGCAGAAUGAAAUUGUGAGAUCACCACGAGAUGCUAGUUUUCACAUAUUUCCUUCAACCUCCACAGCUGAAUCCUCACCAGCUGCUAAUGUUUCUGUUGUGGAUGGAAAGGCGCAGCCGAACAGCUUUCCAUGGCAGUCCCCUUUGCCAUGCGGUAGCAGCCUCCCUGCAACCUGCACGACCGGGCAGAGCAAAGUGGCCGCCUGGCUGCAAGACUCAGAAGAAAUGGACAGGUGUGCAGAAGACCUUGCACACUGCCAGUCAAACCUUGUGGAACUUAGCAAACUCCUGCAGAAUUUGGAAAUACUUCAGAGAACUCAGUCAGCGCCUAACUUUACUGACAUGCAGGCUAACUGUGUAGAUAUUUCAAAGAAAGACAAGCGGGUCACAAGACGAUGGAGAACAAAAAGUGUCAGCAAAGAUACAAAAAUACAACUGCAGGAAGGGCCAUCUUCGAAGGGCCAGUUCAGCACAACUCGGCGCCGGCAGAGGCUAGCAGCAGCAGUGGCUACAACAGUUCCUUUCAGUGCUACCAUGUCCCCGGUUCGUUUGCAUUCCUCCAACCCCAACCUUUGUGCAGAUAUUGAAUUUCAGACUCCCCCUAGCCACCUCACAGACCCUCUGGAAAGUUCAAUGGAUUACACAAAGCUUCAAGAAGAAUUUUGUCUAAUUGCACAGAAAGUGCAUUCUCUUUUGAAGUCAGCGUUUAAUAGCAUAGCUAUAGAGAAGGAGAAGCUUAAGCAGAUGGUUUCUGAGCAGGAUCACAAUAAAGGCCACAGCACGCAGAUGGCACGGCUCCGACAGUCACUGUCUCAGGCACUCAACCAGAAUGCUGAACUAAGGAGUCGGUUGAACAGAAUACAUUCAGAAUCUAUUAUUUGUGAUCAGGUUGUCAGUGUAAAUAUUAUUCCUAGCCCUGAUGAGGCUGGUGAGCAAAUCCAUGUCAGUCUCCCCCUGUCACAACAAGUAGCCAAUGAGAGCCGCCUCUCCAUGUCGGAGUCUGUCUCUGAGUUCUUCGAUGCCCAAGAAGUGCUCCUCUCUGCAAGCUCGUCAGAGAAUGAGGCUUCAGAUGAUGAGUCUUACAUCAGUGAUGUGAGUGAUAAUAUAUCUGAAGACAACACCAGCGUUGCAGACAACAUUUCUCGGCAAAUCUUGAACGGGGAGCUUACAGGAGGAGCCUUCCGAAACGGCCGUCGAGCACGCCUGCCAGCUCCCUGUCCUGACACCAGUAACAUUAACCUAUGGAAUAUCUUGAGGAACAACAUUGGUAAAGACCUGUCUAAAGUCUCCAUGCCUGUGGAGCUAAACGAGCCACUCAAUACUCUGCAGCACCUCUGCGAGGAAAUGGAGUAUAGUGAGCUUCUGGACAAGGCUUCGGAAACGGACAGUCCCUAUGAGCGCAUGGUUCUUAUUGCUGCAUUUGCAGUUUCAGGAUAUUGCUCCACCUAUUUCAGAGCAGGAAGUAAGCCAUUCAACCCUGUCCUUGGGGAGACUUAUGAAUGCAUUAGAGAGGACAAAGGAUUCCGUUUUUUCUCAGAACAGGUUAGCCAUCAUCCACCCAUUUCUGCCUGUCACUGUGAAUCCAAGAAUUUUGUGUUUUGGCAAGAUAUCAGAUGGAAAAACAAGUUCUGGGGGAAGUCGAUGGAAAUCCUGCCUGUGGGAACCCUGAAUGCCAUGCUUCCAAAGUAUGGAGAUUGCUAUGUGUGGAAUAAGGUCACCACGUGCAUACACAACAUCCUGAGUGGGAGGAGAUGGAUAGAGCAUUAUGGAGAAGUAACCAUUAGAAAUACCAAAAGCAGUGUUUGCAUUUGCAAACUCACAUUUGUCAAGGUGAAUUAUUGGAAUUCCAAUGUGAAUGAAGUCCAGGGGGUUGUGAUGGAUCAGGAAGGGAAGGUGGUGCACCGGCUGUUUGGGAAGUGGCAUGAAGGGCUAUUCUGCGGUGUGGCCCCUUCCGCCAAGUGCAUCUGGAGACCAGGUUCCAUGCCGACCAACUAUGAGCUCUACUAUGGCUUCACAAGGUUCGCUAUUGAGCUUAAUGAGUUAGAUCCUGUACUAAAAGAUCUCCUUCCACCAACAGAUGCCCGAUUCCGGCCAGAUCAGAGAUUUUUGGAAGAAGGAAGCUUAGAAGCUGCAGCAGCAGAGAAGCAAAGAGUAGAGGAACUCCAGAGAUCUCGAAGACGAUACAUGGAAGAAAACAACCUUGAACAUAUACCAAAAUUUUUUAAAAAAGUGAUUGAUGCCAAUCAAAGAGAAGCCUGGGUUUCUAACGACACCUACUGGGAGCUGCGAAAGGACCCUGGGUUUAGCAAAGUAGACAGCCCUGUUCUUUGGUAAACUGGGAAUAUAGAGCUAGCCAACAUAACACGCUCUGAAUGAAUAAAUAACUAUGCACAAUUAUGUUUCUUAGAGCUCCGCGUGGUUUCUGGGUCGACUGAAAACUGACCAUUUGCUUUUCUAUUCAUCUUUAUAAUGGACUUUCAGAAGUGCAUUAGACAAGGCCCCUAACCACUUUCAGAUCCUUUCUGUUUUGCUGCAACCAUAUUCCUUAAAAAAGUCCACACCCUCCUCGAAAAGCAGAAUAAAAGGAGCAGGAUAUAAAAUCCAAGGUCUGAAGAGUCUAAAAAGAAAAACAAACUGUAACUGGUGCUUAAAGCUGAUCCAGAGAGUUUAAAGCAACAUGACAUACGAACCACGCAUUUGGUCCUUUUCUGGAAGCGCCAUCCCCUCGUUGCAGGAGCUCCUGGGCCACAGCAGUCAGCUCAGAUGUCGAGUGUGUCUGUUUGAUGUGGUGUACUUGUGCUGACCUUGUCAAAAAAGACGAUGCUUUUUUGACAUCGUGAUGCUUCUCAGAACCUGUUCCAUCUGUACGCCAUUGUUCAUGCCUUAAGAAAUGCAAAGAUGUACAAUAAAUCAUUUUUUAAAUGUGUGCUCCUAGGUUUAUGUGAAGGACAGAUCUUUUGAAUCAUGGCAUGAUUCACUUUCUGGGAUCAGAAGAAUUGUGAGACUAACUCAAAUGGAUUGAAAAAAGUAAACAACAUGUGCUUUACUUUGAUAUAUUGGUUACUGUAUCAUAUGUCUGAAGGGCAAGAAGGAAAAGGUGUGCUAAGUAGAUCUCUGUAUUCAGUUGCUUGUCAGUUUCCUGUCCUGCGUACAGUUAAUAAACCAUCCCUCUUCCACCUAACCUCCCAUUGUGCCCUAUUAUUUGGCAGUAUCCGUAUUUGAUUUGAACAUUCGGCAUCAGUGUUGAAACUUUGGAAGGAAAUAACAAAAAGCAUAUGGAAUUUGCCUGUGGGCUUAGGAGUACUGUAAACAUAACUGAUUUUGAGUGAAACACAGUGUAACCCACAUCUAUCCUGUGCCCAACCCAUUGGCACUGUUGGAAUUCCACUGGGAACAGAAGAGAGACCACUAGAAGCUUAUUUGCAAUGUUUAAAUGAGUUCUAUGCAAAUUCAUAUUUCAUAUUCUCAUCAAGCGUUUCUGUAUGAUACAUGACCACAUAUUAAACACUUACCUUGCUAUUGGCAGAGAUAUAAAACUUAAGCUAAGGAAUUUAUCCAUCCCAACAAAAAUGGGGGGAGGUGAGGGACAGAAAUGUGUUUUGAGUACUUCAGGAUUUGUUUUUUCCUCCACUAAUAUAUAGAGGCUUUUGUAGUAACUUGCAUCAGUAUUCCUGAGUUUCUGCACAUAGAUAACUAUUUAAAUGCCUAUAUAUUUUUUUAAAAAUCUCUUUAGAGAUUUUCCUAGAGAAUUAUAAAAUCACGUGUAUUUUAUUCUGUUAUGUUUUUAUUCUUAGACUCUUACCAUCAGAUUUUACGUGUUAUUUUAAGCUCUGAUAACAAGGUUACUAACAUCUUACAUUUUGUUAUGAGGUGUUGAUUUUAGUGUUGUUUCUCCCACUCAAAGCAUUCCUAAUAAUGGCUAUUCCACUAUCAAACCAAGACUGCUGAGAGCAUAAGGGAAAACUCUGAAGUCUCCACUAGGUGGAGCAAGUUUUAGUUAUCCUGAAACUCAUUCCUCCUUUUUCUGAGUCCAUAUGUUAUAUGUACAGCAUGCACUGGUUUAGAAUGAAAUUUCAUUGUCAAGCAAACUCCCUAAUCCAUCACUAGCUCUGAGCAUGUAAGCAACACCCUCCCUCGGUGUCUCAAUGUCUUUAAUUCCUGUUUUAAGUCUUGGGUGCCUUCCCCCAUAGUCGUAAAAUUUCCCUUAUUAUCAAUUCUUUUUCUGCUCAUUCAUCUUGACGUUCUUUGAUCUGCAUCCUGAGAUACAUGCCUUUAAUUUUAAUUAGAAUGUAAUUAGAAUUUUGUUGACUUCCUCAGAGAAGUAUGUUCUCCCAUGAUUGGUAAAACUUUAGAUACUAUUUACAGUGCUUCUUGUCUGUAUUUACUAGCACUUCCCUGAAGCGUCUCCAGAUUUUAGCCUAAAGAUAAGGAAAGAAUUCUGCAAAUAAAGAUACUACAAAUAGGAAGAUACUACAAGUAGGAAGGUAAGGCACCAGGUGACCGACGAUAAUAUCAAUCAGGCAGCUGAAAGAGGACCCAGGAGGGAAGCAACUACUGUACCUCGCAGUGAGUUUUAAUUAAGAAAGAGAAUAACUAGUAGAAUGGACCUUUACUACCUAAUAAGUUAAACAUACAAAUCAGGUAGGUGAAUGUUGGUCAGAGUUAACCUGAAACUCUGACUAGGAUUUCAAGAUGAGAAUGAGAAGAAUGUCAAAUUAAUUAAAAUCACCACAUUCUUUAUAAUAUCCCAGAUUUAUCAUUUAUUUUGAGAUUCUGAUAUCCCGAUUAGAAUUCCAGUUCAAGUGAGCAAUUCAAGUUUUAGGUAACGCUCCUAUAAUACCUGAUUCACAAAUCUCCCCAUCAAACAUUCAUACCAAUGUAAUGGCCCCAUCCCCCAUUUCUUUCUCACUUUUUAUUUAUUUGAUGGUUACAGAAUUGUGACACUUAUUCUGUUCGGGAUUUUCAUCUGCAUAAUUUGGGGGCUUUUGAGACUAGUUUAAACAGCAAAAGGAUAGAAUAGAUAUUAGGUCAUUCUUGAUAAAACAUGACUUAUUUCUUAGAAUUUUAUAUAAACCUUUUUAUUUCAGGGGCACUUUUUUUUUCCCCUAAAGCAAUCUAGGAUAGAAGUGGACUUAAUAUAUCUUUAUACCUCCCCUGUGAUUUACUGUAAGCUCCUUCAUGUUUUUGAGCUGGUCAUUAAGGAAAGCAGUAAGUGAUGAUGGUCCUAUGGACGUGGCUAGGCAGAACAGAUCGAUGGCACACACCAGCAGGCAUAGAGGCCGACCUGAAACUAAUUACUUUGCUUCCAUAUGCUGCUACCCAGGGUGCAAAUUCACUCUCAGAUUUUACUGUUAUUUUAUUGGGUUGUUUAAUUAAGUCAUUAUUUUUCAUGUGUUACUUUAAAUUCCAGGCAGUCGUAAAAAUAAACCUCAUUUGAGAUACCUUUUAAUAUUACAUAUCAAUUAUAUGUGACAUAAAAACUACCAAAUGUAUUUUGGUAAGAGAAACCAAGGAGUUUUUCAUACAAAGGAUGCCACGUUGUCGAUUUUCUAAACCUUUUGCUGCUCUUCCUUAUUCUGGCCCCAGGACUUCUAGCGAUUCCACUAAUCAAUCAUUACUUUAGGUCCUGCCCCCAAGGAGCACUGGAGGGCGGAGUUAAAGAGGAAACUGAUCCGACUGUUUUGCUUAGUUCUGAUUACAGCCUUGGCUGGAGAAGGGUUUAUAAUCAUAAUCGAAUGUACAUUUUGUUAGUACCUUGUGGAUUAUCCAUUUUGUCUAAUCUUGUUCUCUGUCAUCCAGAUAAUGAAGUGUGGGAGCAGAGCUCCUCACACACCAGGGGUUGUAAUAAAUGUUUGCACUUGACUCGAGUUGGUAUAUUAUGACUGUGGCAAAGUAAAUAAAGUUUGUGUACAAAAUAUUUAUUUCUAUGGGAACCAUUAUGUUCAGGAUAUAUAAAAUGUAUCUAAUUAAACAAUUAUGAAUCUA
This is a messenger RNA of Balaenoptera ricei (Rice's whale), 6899 nucleotides long. RefSeq names its product oxysterol binding protein like 6 (gene OSBPL6). The record is from RefSeq and is a predicted model, not a curated record. Gene Ontology annotation, molecular function: cholesterol binding. The transcript has 26 exons. Gene Ontology annotation, cellular component: plasma membrane; perinuclear endoplasmic reticulum; intracellular membrane-bounded organelle. Bases 369 to 3248 code for a protein of 959 amino acids. NCBI's taxonomy places the organism in Eukaryota, Metazoa, Chordata, Mammalia, Artiodactyla, Balaenopteridae.